GCUGUCGGGAAGCCGGGCCGGGAAGAUGGUCGUCACCAGGUCGACGCGGUCUCAGGCCCGGCUGCAGCGCACGUCGCGAAGCUCCCGGGAGAAGAGUUCUGCUGAUGGGAUUCAAACACAACCAGGAAGCAGGAAUGAGUCAGAAUCUGACGAUGGAAGUACAGCUGCAUCGCAGACUUCUGGGACACAAAGUUCAAUCCCUAGAACCCCUAAAACCACGAAGAGGAAGAGCAGAGCUAGCUCGCUAGCAGAGAUAACUGAACUAUCUGCUGAUGGAGAGACCUCUGAAGCAGAGUCUAACUCUUCUUGUGUGUCUGAGGCCCAGGAGCCCAUUCUCAGAAUAACUAGGAGAAGGCAGAUUGUAAUUCCACCCACCCCCCAGAACAGUGUUAGGAAAAGGCAGAAAAUGACCCCAAUACAUGAAUCUCUUGAUGAAGAAAUCUCUGAAGCAGAAUCUCACACCUCAGGUAUUUCUAGGGUUAAAUCCACCACAGAAACAACAAGAAGCAGAAGAAAAACGACUAAAUAUAUCUCAGUUCUGAGCCAAGAAACACAUGCAGAAUCUGAUGCUGAGUCAUCGUGCUCAGACAUUUCAUCCUGUGGAAUUCUGCCCAGGAGAAUGCCCAGGAACCGGCAGAGGAAAUUACAAGCUGAGGCAGAGAAGGAAGAUACUCAGAUUAUACAAGGAAAUGAAAAGCAAGCCGGGUAUCCAUCUGUGAAUUCAGAAGAUUCAAAUACUAGACAAACCUCUCAGUUACCAGCAAAAUCACAUUCUCCAAGCAAUAAGCCAAGUUUUGGUAAUAUUGAAACUUACAAUGACCUUGAUGAUUCCUUUCACAGAAAUUCAGAAAAACUGCUAACUGUGCAAAACCACCAUUUGGAUAGAAGAGAGGAAAAUCAGGCUGAUGGUGUACCUUUUACAGGAAUACAAAAGGACUGUAAGAAUUUGAAUAAAGAGGACAUCAAAAUAACACAUGAGAAAAAAGAAAUUAAUAAGAACAGUUCCCAGCUGGACAAUCUUUCUGAACUUCAGGACACAAGCUUUCAGCAGUCUGUUUCUCAAAAACAUUCACCCUCCCCAAAUAAUGAAACCACAUCACAGGCUUCAAGUCUGAACCGUGAGAACAUAAUGAAGUCGUUAGCUCAAACAUUUGCAGUUGUGAAAGUGAACAGAUGGAGUGGAGAGAGAAAGGGUUCUAUAAACACAAGUGACUUGACACACUUCGGUGAUGACAGUGGCAGCGAUGAACAGCCCACAAGCAUAGGUGACCUUGAAGACAGAAACAGCCCAAAGCUUGUAGACCUCGAAUGCGAUACGAGCCUAUGCAAGUCUGAACUCAGCACGUCUCAGGAAGUAGAUGGUUCUGUUUUAUUAGUUCUCAGCAGUGAUGAAAGUCAGCAGUCUGAAAACAGUGAGGAUGAAGAGGAUGCUCUGUCUGUCAUUGACAAUAGUGGCCAAAAGAAAUCAGUAAGUGGGGCCUCUGACAACUCGCCAUGUGACAGUGCAUUGUUUGUCAUCGACACAACACCUGGGUUGAAUGCUGAUAAAUAUUUUUACCUGGAAGACAAGGCAAGUGAGGCUGCUAUUGAGGAAGAGGAGGAGGAGGAGGAAGAUGAAAACAGUGAAGAAGACUCAUCAGACAGUGAUAAAAACAAAGAUGAAUGUAGUGAUGAGGAAGACUUCCUAAAUAAUACAAAGUCUAAACUUUUGAAGUUAACAAGCAGCAGCAUAGACCCUGGUCUGAGUAUCAAGCAACUGGGUGGUCUGUAUAUUAAUUUCAGUGCAGACAGAUUGCAGCCUAAGAAGAAAAUCCUAACACAGAUCAAGGAGAAAAAGAAAGAUGAGCUUCUGCGGAAAACUGUCAUUACACCUGAUUUUGAAAAAAAGGAUUGUGUCCCACCAUAUAGUGAAUCAAAGCAUCAACUUCAGAAAAAGCGCAGGCAAGAGCGACAGAAAACAGCAGGAGAUGGCUGGUUUGGCAUGAAAGCUCCAGAAUUGACGGAGGAACUGAAGAAUGACCUCAAAGCACUGAAGAUGAGGGCAAGCAUGGACCCGAAAAGGUUUUAUAAGAAGAAUGACAGGGAUGGCUUCCCUAAGUACUUCCAGGUGGGAACCAUUGUUGACAAUCCCGCUGACUUCUACCAUUCCCGAGUUCCCAAGAAACAAAGGAAAAAGACUAUUGUGGAAGAACUUCUGGCUGAUUCUGAGUUCAGGAGAUUUAACCGAAGGAAAUAUUCAGAGAUCAUGGCUGAAAAGGCAGCAAAUGCAGCAGGGAAAAAGUUCCGAAAAAAGAAGAAAUUUCGCAACUAAAAUCCAUAAACCAAACCACAAAAUUUUACAUCUCCCCUUCAUUUGCUAAAGAUAUUUUGAAAACUUAACAUUAUCAUACCAUUUAAUAUAGACUCUUUAAGGAUUCUGCUUGGAAAUAAAGCUAACAGAAUCAGUCUUGUA
Molecule: messenger RNA, 2452 nt
Organism: Jaculus jaculus (lesser Egyptian jerboa)
Lineage: Eukaryota; Metazoa; Chordata; Mammalia; Rodentia; Dipodidae
Gene: Dnttip2
Product: deoxynucleotidyltransferase terminal interacting protein 2
Exons: 7
Coding region: 26-2311 (761 amino acids)
Biological process (GO): RNA processing
Cellular component (GO): nucleolus
Molecular function (GO): RNA binding
Source: RefSeq, a predicted model, not a curated record